Columba livia (rock pigeon) is the source of this 2453-nucleotide messenger RNA. It is a transcript of the gene STKLD1, whose product is annotated as serine/threonine kinase like domain containing 1. The record is from RefSeq and is a predicted model, not a curated record. Gene Ontology annotation, molecular function: protein serine/threonine kinase activity; ATP binding. Bases 284 to 2200 code for a protein of 638 amino acids. NCBI's taxonomy places the organism in Eukaryota, Metazoa, Chordata, Aves, Columbiformes, Columbidae. Gene Ontology annotation, biological process: protein phosphorylation. The transcript has 19 exons.
GGGCGGGUAGGCCCCGCCCACCGGCGCUGCGUGCUUAAAGGGGCCGCAGCCCCCACUGGGGAAACACCUCUGAGGGGUCGUGGGGAGAGGGGUCAGGGGUCGAUUGUCUUUCCCGUGUGCUUAUGCCUCAGUGCUAAUAACGGUGAUUUUUUGGUUUGAAAAUGUAACCUAAGAGUGAAGGAAGCGGCCUGACCCUGCUGGGCUCCCACUACUAACGGCUGAGGGGCCUCAUUUCCUGAGGGUCUUUCCGCACCCGCUGCCUCAUUGGGAGCCCAGUCCUGCAAUGGAGAAGUACGAGGUGCUGGAGCAGCUGCAGCCUGGGGCGCUGGGCACUAUGCUGGUGGCUGAACUUAAAACAGAAAUGGAUGCAAAGAAGAAAUAUAUAAUAAAGCAGGUUGAAUGCAUUGAAGAAAAGCAAGCAAAUGAGGCCCUGAAGGAGGCAAGAGAUUUGCUAAAACUUCAUCAUUCAAACAUCUGUGUUUACAAGGAAUUGUUUGUGACUUGGGAUAAUGAGAUAUCAUCUCUGUUCCUUUGUCUGGUAAUGGAGCACUCAGGCCAGGGAGAUCUUUCUGCUGUAAUCAAGGAAAAAAAGCACAAGUCAGAAAAAAUAGCAGACACGGUGAUAAUGAGUUUCCUGGGACAGAUGGUGGAUGCUUUGUUCUAUAUACACACACAAAAUAUUUUCCACAGAAAUCUCAAGCCAUCAAACAUACUUGUGACUGGUGAAGCAUCCUUCGUGCUUAGUGACUUCAGUACAGAAACGCUUAUGACAGAUGAGAUGAAAUGGAAAAUAAGAGUGGAAGAAAGUUGCAAGUCUUGGAUGGCUCCGGAAACAUUUGGUUUUUCUUUUACUGAAAAAUCUGACAUCUGGUCUCUAGGUUGUAUUCUACUCGACAUGAUGACCUGCUCUGUUCUGAAUGCAGAAGAGACAAUGUGUUUUCUGCAGGAUAUCAGACAGGAUACCAACCGUCUUGAGAUGAUUGUGAUGCCACUGCAAAUUGAAUAUACCAGCUCUGCACCUUUAUUUCCAAUUUUAUUUAUGAUGCUAGAGAUUGAGCCCUGCAUGAGGCCCACAGCAAAGGAUCUCACUGAUGACCCUUUUAUUAGGGAAUGCCUGACUGUUGCAGGUGCCUCCUCAGUAAAACUGAAAAAGUCUUUGCCUCCCAAAAUAAUAGAUGUGUUCCUUGAGGGAAGAAUUGAAGAAGUUCUAGAAUUCAUGCAGGCUUUCUGGGAUAUAGAAGAAGUACAGGUUAAAGCCAUUCAGCUCUUUGCCAGUUCUGUGAGAGAUAAAAGCGCCUGGCCCUAUCUGCUGAAGUUCACAGAACUGACCACUUUUGCCAUGAAGACUCAUGUAGAUUCUCCCAAGAUACAAGUAGAUGGUUGCAGUUUAUUGCUUGAAAUUCUUAGUCAAGCUCCAGAACAGGAUGUGGUGAUGGCCCUGAUUGAGAACGUGGCCCCCUCUCUGCUAGACACCGUGAGAAAACACUCGGGAAAUGAAGAGUUACUUUCAUUGGUCUGUACGUUAUUGAUGAUUAUUUCAGCCAGUGAAGUUGCUGCAGAGAAUCUGAGGAAAGCUGGAAUAAUCACAGACCUUCUGAUGAUUUUGAGUGGUUUUCCUCACAAUGCGAAGAUCUGCCUCUCAUGCUGUGGAGUUCUCUGGAGCUUGGCAGUGGGUGCGAACAACACAGACCACGCGUUGCUGAAAAGUGCCGUCCCCGUUAUCUCUGCCGUCCUUCAAGAGCAUCUCCAGAAUGGACCAGUUAUGGAGUCAGCCUGCUCAGCUCUGUGGGCAUUGUCAUUCCAAGGUUGCUUAACUGAAGAUGAAUAUGAGCCCACAACAGCCCUUCUGCUGGAUGCGCUCAGGAUGAACCUGGGAAGACCAGUGCUGGUGAAGAACACCUGCCUGGCAUUAGCAAGCCUUCUGAGGCUAUCUGAAAUACCAGCUUUGAGAUUUAUAACGGAUUCCAAAGGCAGUGGAAUAAAGCUGCUGAAAGAUGCCUACCGCCUUCACAUAAAUGAUCCAGAAGUGGUGGAAAACAUCUGUAUGCUGAUUAAUGAGAUGGUUCAGUAUGAAGACGUGGUGCUGGAUAUGCUGUCCCAGAAAACAGAAGAACUGCUGUCUGAAAUAAAAAGGCGGUUUCCAUCCAGUACGGAGAUAAUAACCCUUGUGGAUGCAACGCUUUUGAAACUGCAGAAAUAAGAGAGAAACUUUCUGUAUAAGAACAAGACUUGUGCCCUUCUGGUUCAGAUAUAAAAGCUUGGAUCCUUCAGAAAUAUUUAAAAAUAUUUUUCUCAUCAGAAAGAUUAAUAUUAGGCCAUUAAUAAUACAUAACCAGCUAUAUAUUCUGUUGAUUUAGGUACACAACUGUGAGACUAACAGCCAUCAAGAAUUUGCCUUACUUUGUAGACUUUAAAAUAUUUCAAAUAAAGAUUUUAGUUUUGUGAAUUUCAGC